AAUAAAUAGCUUACUCAGUCUUUACCUUGCAAAUAAAUCUUAUUUGCUCUGUUUAAUAUUUACCAGUGGGCAUUGACUUAAUACUAGCCAGCAAAAGGAAGAAUAGGGAAGGAGCACUGUGAAAGAGAGGUCCAGCAGACUCUUUAAACUGCACUAACCAUUCGGAAUGAAAAUUAAGUCUGCGCUGUAUUUGUCUUUGGUGCUUGUGGGGCUUCAAGUCCAGGCUUAUCAUAUACCCAGCCACAGUGAUGAACAGGAGGACCAACACACACCUCAUUCCCCUGCUGAAGGGGAAAACCUGGCUCACCUCAAGAUAGCCCCCAGCAAUGCUGACUUUGCAUUUAGAUUUUACAAGCAGGUCACAGAGGAGGAAGGUAACAAGAACGUUUUCUUCUCUCCUUUGAGCCUCUCCACUGCCUUUGCAAUGCUCUCCCUGGGUGCCAGAGCACACACGCUCAGUCAACUGCACAAAUGCCUCGCUUUCAACCUGACAGAGCUGGAGGAGCGGGAGAUCCAUGUCGGCUUUCAGAGACUCCUCCAGCUGCUGAAUGAUCCUCACCGAGAAGUCCAGUUGAGUAUGGGCAAUGCCCUCUUCAUAAAUAAUGAACUGAAACUGCGCCAAAAGUUUUUGGAAGAUGUCACAACUUUUUAUGAUUCUGAAGCUAUUUCUAGUGACUUCCAGAAUUCUGAAAAGGCUGUAAAUGAAAUCAAUAACUAUAUAAAAACAAAAACCCAUGGCAAAUUUGUUGACUUCCUGCAGAAUCUUAGUCCAGAUGCUUUGAUGAUUCUGAUUAACUAUGUUUACUUUAAAGGCUACUGGGAAAAACCUUUCAAGAGUUUCCACACCAGAGAUGAUGACUUCUUUGUGGAUGCCAAGAAUUCUGUUAAGGUCAAAAUGAUGUAUCAAAGCAAAGUCCAUAAUAUCCAUCGGGAUGAGAAGUUGUCUUGCUGGGUAGUAGAAAUCCCAUAUAAAGGAAAUGUUGCUGCCUUCUUUGUUCUGCCUGAUGAAGGGACAAUGAAGCAGGUGGAAGAUGCUCUGCUAAAAGACACAGUGUCUAAUUGGAGCCAAUCACUUGAAGAAAGAGCAAUCGAACUUUACCUUCCAAAAUUCUCCAUCUCUGGCUCCUAUGAUGUCAAGAGCCUGUUUAUAAAAAUGGGUGUGACAGAUGUAUUCAGUAAGAAUGCUGACCUCUCUGAAGUGGCAGAAGGUGACCGCCUUGUGGUUUCCAAGGCAAUUCACAAGGCUGAGGUGGAUGUUAAUGAGAAUGGUACAGAGGCAGCUGCAGUGACCAUGAUAGAAUUGGUACGGUUGUCUGAAGUUUUCCCUCUUCCUCAUGUCAUCAAAUUCAACAGACCCUUCCUGAUGUUGAUUGUUGACAAAACAACCUACAGCAUCCUCUUCAUGGGGAAAAUUGUGAAUCCAACUGUCAAGGAAGGCUAGGCCAGAGCACUUGUACUUCAUAGAGCAGAGAAGAGAGCUUGUGCACAUCCCAGUGACUUCUUUGCAAGAAGAGACUGGAAUUGAUCCUUAAUUAAAAAAUAAAACCAUUUGACAUGA
Oxyura jamaicensis (ruddy duck) is the source of this 1558-nucleotide messenger RNA. Its product is annotated as alpha-1-antitrypsin-like. The transcript is spliced from 5 exons. The record is from RefSeq and is a predicted model, not a curated record. Gene Ontology annotation, molecular function: serine-type endopeptidase inhibitor activity. The coding region runs from base 167 to 1441 and encodes 424 amino acids. NCBI's taxonomy places the organism in Eukaryota, Metazoa, Chordata, Aves, Anseriformes, Anatidae. Gene Ontology annotation, biological process: negative regulation of endopeptidase activity.